This is a messenger RNA of Thalassophryne amazonica, 7701 nucleotides long. Its product is annotated as sodium channel protein type 4 subunit alpha B-like. NCBI's taxonomy places the organism in Eukaryota, Metazoa, Chordata, Actinopteri, Batrachoidiformes, Batrachoididae. Gene Ontology annotation, molecular function: protein binding; voltage-gated sodium channel activity. The record is from RefSeq and is a predicted model, not a curated record. The coding region runs from base 40 to 5991 and encodes 1983 amino acids. The transcript is spliced from 31 exons. Gene Ontology annotation, cellular component: axon; plasma membrane; voltage-gated sodium channel complex. Gene Ontology annotation, biological process: neuronal action potential; sodium ion transmembrane transport; membrane depolarization during action potential.
GUGUACUGAGCCAGUCAGCAGCACGAUCAGGAUGAGAAGAUGGCUGGCUGUGUGUUUCCAAUGGGACCAGAGAGCUUUCAGCGCUUCACGCCGGACUCCCUGGCGGCCAUCGAGCAGCGCAUCACCCAGGAGGCGGCUCGACUCAACAAACAAUACCAGGAGGACCUGGGUGAUGUGGAGCUCCCCCGGCCCCGGUCUGAUCUGGAAGCUGGAAAACAGCUGCCGCGCAUCUUUGCUGACAUCCCGUCUCAUCUGGUGGGCGUUCCUUUGGAAGACAUCGAUCCGUACUACUUCAAAAAUCAGAGGACCUUCAUAGUCCUGAACAAAGGGAAGGCCAUCUUCCGUUUCAGUGCCACAUCAGCUCUUUACCUCUUCGACCCGUUCCAUCCCAUCCGCAGAAUUGCCAUCAAAAUUUUGGUCCAUUCGUUGUUCAGUCUGGUCAUCAUGUGCACCAUCCUGACCAACUGCUGCUUCAUGGCCAUGUCGGAACCCGCCUACUGGGCCAAGUACCUGGAGUACACCUUCACAGGUAUCUACACGUUUGAGUCCCUCAUAAAAAUCCUGGCCCGAGGUUUCUGUGUGGGGCCGUUCACCUUCCUGCGGGACCCAUGGAACUGGCUGGACUUCAGUGUUAUCUUCAUGGCAUAUGUGACUGAGUUUGUGGACCUGGGUAAUGUGUCAGCCUUAAGGACGUUCAGGGUGCUUCGAGCGCUCAAAACCAUCUCUGUCAUCCCAGGCCUGAAGACGAUCGUGGGCGCCCUGAUCCAGUCGGUGAAGAAGCUGGCGGACGUGAUGAUCCUCACCGUCUUCUGCCUGAGCGUCUUCGCACUCAUUGGCCUGCAGCUCUUCAUGGGGAACCUGCGGCAGAAAUGCGUGCGCAGCACCGAGCACUGCAUCAACGGCACGCUGCCGGCGAACGCCUCCUUCUACUGCAACAACAGGAUGUGGCCGUCCAUGAAUGACUUCAUCAACGACGAGGAUAACUUCUUCAAGGCAGAAGGAGCCAAAGAUGCCUUAAUCUGUGGACAGAGCAUCGACGCCGGAAAGUGUCCAGAUGGUUUUGUAUGCAUGAAGACGGGAAGAAAUCCAAACUACGGCUACACCAGUUUCGACACCUUUGGGUGGGCCUUUCUGUCCCUGUUCCGCCUGAUGACCCAAGAUUACUGGGAAAACCUCUACCACCAGACGCUACGUUCAGCAGGGAAGACCUACAUGGUGUUUUUUGUGGUGGUGAUCUUUCUGGGAUCCUUCUACCUCAUCAACCUCAUCCUGGCCGUGGUGGCCAUGGCGUACGAAGAGCAGAACCAGGCGGCCAUCGCCGAGGCCUAUCAGAAAGAAAAAGAGUUCCAGCAGGCCAUGGAGAAGCUGAAAAGAGAGCAGCAGACUGCCGCCCAGAAGGCUCUGGACUCCGACUCAGUGAUGUCACCUGACCUCUCGCCAUUUGGCAUGCCAUUGGACAGCAUAGACGAUCGGAGGCAGCGCUUGAUGGGCGUGGCUGAUGGGGAGGAGAACGUCUCUGAGGAGAAGCUGCUGCAGGUGGAAAUGACAGAUGGAGGAAAAUCCCUCCACCCCCUCCUGUCUCGCUCCUUUUCCACAAGGACGCGGCGCAGCAGUCAAGUCUCCUCAAUCUUCAACUUCCGGCUGCGGAGUCGAGGGUCAGACGGAGAAAUGGCUGAUGAUGAGUUCAGCGUCCCAGGCGACGUGGUGGAGGGCAUCGGUGUCCGGACGUACAGUGGCGGCACCUUCAGCAGCUUCUUGACAAACCCGUGGCCCAAACGGCGGAUGAGCACGUACAGCAGCGCCAGCAGAAGCUCUCAGGUGUUCUAUCCCACCCUGAAUGUCAACGGGAAGCUGUUUGUUUCCAUGGAGCAGAAUGGGGUUUCCCCGCCGCCGCUGCAGGGGCCACUGGCCGCCUGCACCAUGGAGAAGGUCAAAGAGGAGAGUGUUCCGACGUCCACCACAGAGCUGAGUAUGAUCCUCUUACACCGUCCUUCGUCCACGCAAGGUUCAGAGAAGAGGGGGCGGGCGCUCAGUGCUGCCAGCUGCCUCACUGAUGCCAUGGAGGAACUGGAGGAGUCACAUAAGAAGUGUCACCCAUGCUGGUACCUGUUUGCACAUCGCUAUCUGGUCUGGCAGUGCUGCCCCUCCUGGCUGAGGCUGAAACAGCUGGUGAAGAUCAUAGUUAUGGACCCCUUCCUGGACCUGGCUAUUACCAUCUGCAUUGUACUCAACACGCUGUUCAUGGCAAUGGAGCACUACCCCAUGACCGAGGAGUUCAACAGCAUGCUCACCAUCGGAAACCUGGUCUUCUCGGGGAUCUUCACAGCGGAGAUGCUGCUGAAAAUCAUCGCUCUGGAUCCAUACUAUUAUUUCCAGACGGGUUGGAACAUUUUCGACAGCAUCAUUGUGUGCCUGAGUCUGAUGGAACUCGGCCUGUCGGACGUGGAGGGACUCAGCGUUCUGCGCUCUUUCAGACUGUUGCGUGUGUUCAAGCUCGCGCGCUCGUGGCCGACUCUCAACACCCUGAUCAAGAUCAUUGGAAACUCCAUGGGCGCCCUGGGCAAUCUGACGGUCGUCCUCGCCAUCAUCAUUUUCAUCUUUGCUGUGGUCGGCAUGCAGUUGUUUGGCAAGAACUACUACGACUGCGUCUGUAAGAUCUCCAGUGACUGCACUCUUCCUCGCUGGCACAUGAAGGAUUUCUUCCACUCCUUCCUGAUCGUCUUCAGAGUGUUGUGCGGCGAGUGGAUUGAGACCAUGUGGGACUGCAUGGAGGUCGCGGGCCCACCGCUCUGCAUCCUUGUCUUCAUGCUGGUCAUGGUGAUUGGGAACCUGGUGGUCCUGAACCUCUUCCUGGCUCUCCUCCUCAGCAGUUUCAGUUCUGACAACCUCUCGGCUCCCGACGACGAUGGGGAGAUGAACAAUUUGCAGAUUGCCAUCCACAGGAUCACUAAAGGCCUGGCCUGGUGCCGCAGACAGGUGGUGGAUUUCUUCAAUGGGAACGUGAAACGUCGUCGUCAGAAGAGAAAGGAAGCCAAAGCCAUGAUGAAGCUCAAACGCCUCAGCUCAAUCCACGCCGAAGCUAACGGGGCAGUCAUAGGUCGUCAUGUAGAGAAGUAUGUGGCACCGGAUGAUGACAGCUACAUGACAAACCCAAAUUUGACAAUCAGUGUCCCUAUUGCUCCUGGAGAGUCUGAUGUUGAGUUUCCAGAGGAGGAGGAAGAGGACGAUGAAGAGGAGGGGAAACGAAAGGGACGCAGGCAAAGUGACGGCUCAGAGCAAGAUGAAGACAAAGAGGAGGAUGAUAUCAGCCUGUCGGAGGGCAGCACAGUGGACCUGAGAAAGCCGGGCGAGGAAGAAGAUGUGUACUCUGAGAUGGCUGAAGAAGCCAUGGACCCUGAGAACUGUUUCCCAGAUCUGUGCGUCACGCGGUGUGGGUACUGCGACAUAGACACCACAGCAGGACUUGGUCAGAUCUGGUGGAGGUUGAGGAAGACUUGUUACCAGAUCGUGGAACACAGCUGGUUCGAAACCUUCAUCAUCUUCAUGAUCCUUCUGAGCUCUGGAGCGCUGGCCUUUGAAGACAUUUACAUCGAUCAGAAGAGGGUGGUCAAGGUGGUGCUGGAGUUUGCGGAUAAGAUCUUCACCUAUGUCUUCAUUCUGGAGAUGAUUCUCAAGUGGCUCGCUUAUGGCUUCAAGAAGUAUUUUACCAACUACUGGUGCUGGUUGGACUUCCUCAUCGUUGAUGUGUCACUGGUGAGUCUGGCAGCCAACACGUUGGGUUAUUCAGAUUUGGCAGCCAUCAAAUCUCUGCGAACACUGCGGGCGCUGCGGCCCCUCAGGGCUCUGUCCAGAUUUGAAGGCAUGAGGGUGGUGGUAAACGCGCUGAUCGGAGCCAUCCCUUCCAUCAUGAAUGUGCUGCUGGUCUGUCUCAUAUUCUGGCUCAUCUUCAGCAUCAUGGGCGUCAACCUGUUUGCUGGAAAGUUUGGGCGCUGCAUCAAUCACAUGGGCUACGUCUACAACGCCUCCUUCAUCAACAACAAGUCCGAGUGCAAGGCGCAGAACGACUCCUCCAUGUUCUACUGGAGCAAAGUCAAGGUCAACUUUGACAACGUUGGGGCAGGAUACCUGGCACUGCUUCAAGUGGCCACGUUUAAAGGCUGGAUGGAGAUCAUGUACGCAGCAGUGGAUUCACGCGGGGUUGAGGAGCAGCCAAUCCAGGAGAUCAAUCUCUACAUGUAUCUCUACUUCGUCAUCUUCAUCAUCUUCGGCUCCUUCUUCACCCUCAACCUCUUCAUCGGCGUCAUCAUCGACAACUUCAACCAGCAGAAACGAAAGUUUGGAGGACAGGACAUCUUCAUGACGGAGGAGCAGAAGAAGUACUACAACGCCAUGAAGAAACUCGGCUCCAAGAAACCUCAGAAGCCCAUCCCAAGACCUCUGAAUGAGCUACAGGGGUUCUUCUUCGACCUGGUGGCCAAGCAGGCAUUUGAUAUCAUCAUCAUGGUGCUGAUCCUUCUCAACAUGAUUACCAUGAUGGUGGAGACGGACGAACAAUCUGCUCAGAUUGAAUACAUCCUGUACAACAUCAACGUGGGCUUCAUCGUCAUCUUCACCACUGAAUGCCUCAUUAAGAUCGUGGGGCUGCGCUGCUACUUCUUCACCAUUGGCUGGAACAUCUUUGACUUUGUGGUCGUCAUACUCUCCAUCGUUGGCAUUGUGCUCGCUGACAUCAUCGAGAAGUACUUUGUGUCACCAACACUGUUCCGAGUGAUCCGACUGGCUCGUAUUGGACGAAUCCUGCGUCUCAUCAGGGGUGCCAAGGGCAUCCGGACGUUGUUGUUUGCCCUCAUGAUGUCCCUUCCAGCACUCUUCAACAUUGGACUCCUCCUCUUCCUGGUCAUGUUCAUCUACGCCAUCUUUGGCAUGGCCAACUUUGCCUACGUGAAAAGGCAGGCAGGGAUCGAUGACAUGUUCAAUUUUGAGACAUUUGGAAACAGCAUGCUUUGCUUGUUCCAGAUCACCACUUCUGCAGGCUGGGAUGGCCUGCUCAGCCCCAUCCUCAAUAACUCCCCAGAAGAGUGCGACCCCAACAUGCCCCACGCGGGCACCACCAUCCGAGGAAACUGUGGGAACCCAUCAGUGGGUAUCACCUUCUUUGUCACUUACAUUAUAAUCUCAUUCCUCAUCGUGGUCAACAUGUACAUUGCCAUCAUCUUGGAGAAUUUCAGCGUUGCUACAGAGGAGAGCACUGAGCCGCUAAGCGAGGACGACUUUGAGAUGUUCUAUGAGGUUUGGGAGAAGUUUGACCCGGAGGCCACACAGUUUAUUGAGUACGCCAAAUUGUCGGACUUUGCAGACUCUCUGUCAGAACCGCUGCGCAUCGCCAAGCCAAACAAGAUCAAGUUGAUCUCCAUGGACCUGCCAAUGGUCAGUGGUGACAAGAUCCACUGCCUGGAUAUCCUUUUCGCCUUCACCAAGCGUGUCCUUGGGGAGUCCGGUGAAAUGGAUGCUCUCAAGCAGCAGAUGGAGGAAAAGUUCAUGAAGGCCAAUCCAUCCAAGAUCUCCUACGAGCCAAUCACAACGACCCUGAGAAGAAAGCAAGAAGAUGUGUCGGCCACAGUCAUCCAGAGGUGCUACCGGAGACACCUGGUGAGGCGGCAGAUGAAGGCGGCCUCUUACUUGUAUCGCCAGAUCAGCACACCACGGCACACAAGUGUUGAUGGGCAGGAAGGAAAGCUAAUAUUUGGAGAUGACGCACCGGAGAAAGAAGGCCUGAUUGCCAUGUUGAUGAUUGAAAACUAUGGCUUGAGUCUGAAGGGGAUAGAGCGGGCUAAAGCUAAUUCCUCCACCUCAUUUCCGCCAUCAUAUAGCAGCGUGACACAAGCCCCAUCUGAGAUCAAAUCGGAAUCAGCUGCCGUCGACACGGCGGGCAGUGAACCAAGUGAACAAAUGCCACCUGUGGCCGACCACGACACAAAGCAGGAAACUUAACCAUAACAGGAACCAAAAAGCAAAAAAAGUGACAACUGAAGCGUUCCUCAUCUUCGGGUUAAACCCAAAUGUUCUUUUGUUUACCAAAUGUAAAAUGGCCAAGGAAUGUUGCCGUGGUGAUGUCAAGAAGCGGCGAGCAACUAAAUACAGGACGAGCUGAGCAAAAGAGCAAUGAGGAGUAUUUACUACCUUUACUGCUUAUUCCUGUUCCCAGUGAAGAUUCCUGAACUCAACAAAGAAAACGGGAUGAAAUUUUUGGGUUUCCUAACGGGAAGCAGGUAAACUAAAGAGGCAGGAAAAAGAAUGCCGGUUGUCCGAGUUCAGUCAGGUCCGCCUCCGCUUGAUGCAAGGAGAUCAAACUCUGGAUUGCUGAGGCAUCAGAACACUGACAAACCUUUGACCUUUUCAGCAGUCAGAGACAUCAGAACAAGUGUAUCAAAGAUGUUCCUAUCAUUUAUUGGCCUGCAGGGGGCGCUGUCCCUCACCACAGUUGAUUAGUAUUUACGCCUGGCUGUAAGCGUGAUGGGUGUUGACUUCCUUUUGGCGUUGUUGACGGUCGACAGCUUUGUGGCUGACUUGAGACUCGAGAGAGAAGGCAAAAUAAUGAAAAACAAAUUUAAAAAAUGUUUUUCGUAGUAAAAGUAUAACUUUGUUGAUGUUACCAGUCUUUUAAUAGCGGUACAAUUAUUACUAUUUUUAUAUUUUUUAGAGUAAGUUGAAUAAAAAUGUACAAAAUCUCCCUCUUUCAACUUUGGAGCGAUGCUCGCUAUGUAAAAGUGGCUGAACAACGGCGGCAAAAUUAACGAGGAGACAGCGAAUUCAGGAAAAACGACAACAAAACAAAAAUCUGUUUCAUCGCGUUUUCUUGCCAGUUUGGCAUCUCUGAGGUUACGCGUGGUGUCCUUUUAGCGCACCGGGGCAAAAACUGCUUUCAAAGAGUCAAGUCUUUAUUUUUCUCCUGACAAGCUUUUGGAAAACACCAAAAAUCAGUUCAGUGCACAAUGAAAUUGAUUCUUUCCAACAUGUUUUUGGCCCCUGGUGGUGAAACAUUGUCACAACGGUUAGUUCUUUGCUCAGCAGGUGAUUUGUCUGAAAGUUUAGAUUUAAAUAUUUUUAUGUUAUUGUGUUAUUGUUACUAUUCUCAAUGUUUUAUUAUACAAAAUAAAAAUAAUCUCUUUAAUCUCAAAGUGAUAAGAAUUUUUUAAAGCAUCACCUGAACUAACUGCAUAGAUAUUCACCCCUUUAAUAGAACAAUUAAUCCAUAGUAAGUCUGGUCACUUUAGAGUGCAUAAUUAGCAUACUAAGUCGUGGGGUGGGGAGUUUGUUUUGUUUAGUUUGUUUUGGUAGUUUGGGAGACCCUGCAACUUAUAUACUGAAAAAUCACAAGUUUAUUACUAUUAUCAAGAGUAAGUAUAAUGACUAGUUAUAUCAGACUUUACCAGGAAUCAAAGCAUUAAACAAAAUAAACUGAAAUAAUAAAAAAGUAGACAGUAAUAAAAAAAAAUACACUGCAACAGGCCACAAAAAUCUCAAAUUAAAGAGCUGAUAAAACAAAAAAAGGUGUGACUUAUACUCUGGAAAUAUUGUAGUUAAAAGGAGAUUGGUUGGGUUGAGUUAAAAGGUUUUAGUUGACUGAUGUAUGAAAUCACUAGUGAUCCAUGUUGUGAGGAGUCAGUGAGGGUAAACAACACUCCAGGCAACGCACUGAAA